AUGUCGUCGCCAGUCAACCAAAAACACGACGAGUAUGAUGAGAAACACUCCAACCACACAGCCGAAACGCUCCACGACCCGGCCAAUCUCCAGUCUCACAUGGAUUCGCAAAAGCCCAGUCAUGAAAGGCCUCUAAUGCCCCUCCAUGUGGACUCGCAUAACCACCUCGCACCUCCGACGGAAGGACCCUUUUCUCCCAAUGGCGGCGGCACCCGCGAGCAAGCAAGCCGUCUCACCGACGACCUUGAGCUUCUCCGUGUCGAGCGCCUCAUCUCCAAUCAGGAGAACGAGCUGAAUCGGUCCCGCUCUCGUAGCCGCCAACACCAGCCCGAGCCUGAGGACCUGUUCGCCGGGAAACCAGUAGAGGACGAGAAGGUCGAGCGCCCGCCUCCCGAAAAGAAGGCUGGCAUCUUCGGCUACUGGCUCCUUCGCUGGCUGAAGAAGCUCCCUCGUUGCUUCCGCUACUUUUUCUAUCUGCUACCAGGCGCCACGCUUCUGUUGAUUCCUAUCCUGAUCGGAUAUUUCAGCCCUGGCGACCGGCCUGUUGGCGGUGAUGGAGGUGUCGAGUUGAUGUGGUUUGGCAUCUGGUUAAUGAUCGUAUGGUGCACCAUCUGGGGCGCUCGCAUGAUCACGUCUCUGAUGCCACCCACAUUUGCUGGCAUUGCUACUCUCAUGGGCUCCAACAACGGCAAAAAGUGGAAGGACAUUGGUCGUGUCCUUGAACUUCACACAGCGCUCUUCAUCUGGAUGCUCUCGGUUUUGGUCUCCUUCAAGCCCAUCAAUAACAGCCACCGAGUCCGCCGCACUGGUGACGGUGAUGGCUCAGUCGAAUGGAUCAACACAGUGUACAAGGUCAUCAUCGCCAUAUUCGUCCUAUCUGCCCUCAACUUUAUCGAAAAAAUCAUCAUUCAGUGGAUCGCCACAUCCUUCCACCAGCGCACCUACGCCAAGCGUAUCGAGGACAAUAGAAGCGAUAUUCAUCAUCUCAUUCACCUGUAUGACUACGCUAAAGAGAAGAUCGCUCACGACGAUGCCAUUUGGGAAACAACCGGUGAGGCCAGGGAAGGAUCUGGAAGCCGCACGCCCAUGGCCCAGCUGCACAACAAUGUCCGCCAGGUGUUCAAUAAGGCUGGUGGCCUCGCGAACCGUGUCGGUAACGAUUUCAUCGGCCGUAAAACCGAUCUCAAUCAUUCGAAGAAGAUUGUCUUCGAGCUGUUGCGUACGUCGUCGUCGGCUCACUCUCUCGCUCGGUUGAUCUACCGGUCUUUGCUGAAUCCAAACAACGAGACCAUCUACGAGGAUGACAUGCGAAUUGCCUUCAAGACGGAGGAGGAAGCUGAACACGCCUUUGGCAUUUUCGACAAGGACUUCAACGGCGACAUCAGCAUGGAAGAGAUGGAGUGCGUUUGCAAUGAGAUUCAUCUUGAGCGCAAGGCCAUCGCUGCCUCCCUCAAGGAUUUGGACUCCGUCAUUCAGAAGCUUGACAAGGUCUUUUUCUUCAUCAUUUUCGUCAUCUCCAUCAUUGUCUUUAUCACAAUCCUUUCCGGCUCGGCUGCCGCCGGCCUCGCGUCCGCUGGCUCAGCUGUCCUGGGUCUUGCGUGGAUGCUUCAGGCUACUGCCCAGGAAUUUCUGCAGUCGAUCAUCUUCGUCUUUGUCAAGCACCCAUUCGACGUCGGCGAUCGCAUCACCGUAUACGGUAACACCGGCACGACCCUACAGGGGGAUGAUUACUACGUCACCGAAAUCUCCCUCCUUUACACCGAGUUCAAGAAGAUGGAGGGGCACAUUGUUCAGGCGCCCAACUCCGUUCUCAACACCCUGUUCAUCCUCAACCAGCGCCGCUCCGCCGGUCUCGCAGACCCCGUCGAGCUGCGUCUCGGAUUCGGCACCGACCCCCAGCUCAUCGAGGAUCUCAAGGCUCGCAUGACUGACUACUGCCUGGCCAACAAGCGCGAUUACAAGCCUAGUGUGCUGACCGAAGUUCGCACCCUGAACGAUGUGCAGUCUUUUACCAUGAACUUCAUCUUCUUCCACAAGUCUAAUUUUCAAAACGAACUCUUGCGUCUGCAACGCCACAACAAAUUCGUUGCUCAGCUCAUGGUUGAGAUUCGUGAUCUUGGCCUGCAGGGACCUUGGCAGGUGCAGCCCGGUGGCUCCCGCGAGUUCCCCCUGCACUGGGCUGGUGCCGCUCCACCUCCGUCGUACGAAAACUCCGCGGCCAAAUCCAGCGGCACGUCUGGCCCCGGGGCAGUAUCCGACUCUGCUGCGGCGCCGCCACUGCAGCACUCGACCUCCGUCGCGUCUGGCGCAUCCACCGCCUCUCGUCAAACCUAUACGCCUGCUAUUCGCUCUGUUCCACUGAUUGAAGAAUCUUUCGUUGAUUUCCAGGACGUCUUCGAGAGCCGAAAGGCCGAGCACACCCCCAAGAUUUCGCGGCUGCAGAGUAUUCGUGAGAACAGCAGCAGCAACUUCCGUGACGGGCGAAGCAGCCAGGAUCGUGAUGGUAGCCCCGCACGUACCAGCGGCGCCGCGCGACCCAGCCAAGACUCCACGUCGCGACGUCACAUUUUCACUGGCCGCGCUCGCAGCAGGAGCACGGCCUCGAAGCCGCCGAACGAAAUGGUGUAA
Molecule: messenger RNA, 2628 nt
Organism: Verticillium alfalfae VaMs.102
Lineage: Eukaryota; Fungi; Ascomycota; Sordariomycetes; Glomerellales; Plectosphaerellaceae
Product: mechanosensitive ion channel family
Exons: 1
Coding region: 1-2628 (875 amino acids)
Biological process (GO): calcium ion transmembrane transport; intracellular calcium ion homeostasis
Cellular component (GO): membrane
Molecular function (GO): calcium ion binding; calcium channel activity
Source: RefSeq, a predicted model, not a curated record